Osmerus eperlanus (European smelt) is the source of this 2560-nucleotide messenger RNA. RefSeq names its product galanin receptor type 1-like. Gene Ontology annotation, molecular function: G protein-coupled receptor activity; peptide binding. Gene Ontology annotation, cellular component: plasma membrane. The transcript has a single exon. Gene Ontology annotation, biological process: cellular response to hormone stimulus; G protein-coupled receptor signaling pathway. The record is from RefSeq and is a predicted model, not a curated record. Lineage: Eukaryota; Metazoa; Chordata; Actinopteri; Osmeriformes; Osmeridae. The coding region runs from base 357 to 2087 and encodes 576 amino acids.
GCCUGGACCUGAGGAACCUCACCUGGAAGCUGAAGGUUCUACAGGAGAACCGGAUCUGAGGAACCGGAUCUUCCAGAUGAUUGGCUGUGGACCAGGAAGACAAAACAGGGUCACUAUAGUUACCACUCACCCUUCACAGAGGAGGUGAUGACAUCAUGGCCGUCAGCUCAGAAUUCUAGCUUGGAUGGAACUCUGGAACUCUGAUUUAUUGAUUAACUGGAACUUUCUGGGAGUAUUCUUUGGUCUACUUCAUCUACUUAAUGUAAGUAAAUCUAGAUGCACAGAGCUGGACUGGAGACUGAUCAACACUUACUGCCCGAUGACACCACCUGUAUCCGGACCAUUCAGGUAACAGCAUGAAAGUGGACCCACCCAGUUCCUCUCCUUUGCUCCUCCUCCUCCUUCAGAAUGUUACCAUGGACUACCAAAGAGGAGGAGCCAAUCUCAGCUUCAGUCCCCCUGUCCUCCCACCGUCUCACCCCUCUCUCUCCCCCUCCUCCUCUGCCCUCUCUUUCCUCCCCUCCUCCUCUCCUUAUUCCCUUCCCCCCUCUUCCUCCCCCUCCCUCCCUCUCCCCUCCCCCCCCUCUGACCUGGAGAGCCUUCUCCUCUGGACGGUGAGGGAGCCUACCACCGUGGCUCUCUCCAUCAUGUACUCCCUCUCCUUCUCGCUCGGCAUCGUGGGUAAUGCCAUGUCCCUGCGCGUGCUGACGGGUCGUCGUGGCAACAGCCGUCUGGCGGGCGCCAGCGCCACGCGGCUCCUCCUGGUGAACCUGGCCGUGUGCGACCUGGCCGUGGUCCUCGUCUGCAUGCCCGUCACCCUGGGCAACCAGAUCUACGCCCAGUGGGUGUACGGAGACUUCCUGUGCCGGGCGGUGCCGUUCACCCAGGCGGUGUCGGUCUCCGCCAGCGUGCUCACGCUCACGGUCACCAGCAUCAACCGCUACGUCAGUGUCCGCUCGCCGCUCCGCGCCCGCACCCUCUUCACCCGGCGCCGUAUCAUUGCCAUGGUGGCCGUGGUGUGGGUGGUGUCCUGGACCAUCUGCUCCCCGCUGGCGGUGCUGGCGCGGAGGGAGGAGGUGGCGCUGGGCUCCCUGGUGCUGGUGGUGUGUCAGGAGGCAUGGCCGGGCCCCAGGCUGAAGCAGGGCUACAACGUGCUGCUGUUCCUGGCUCUCUACUGCCUCCCCGUCUCCUUCAACCUGGCCAUCGGCUUCCUGACCGUCCGCAGGCUGGGGGGCGGGGGGCACGGGGGGCCCUUCUCAGAGCUGGACCCCCGUAGCCGGGCCCUCCACUGUGCUCGUCUGCGGGCGCGGAGGCGGAUCGCCCGGGUGGUGGUGGCGCUGGUGCUGCUGUUCGCCGUCUCGUGGCUGCCCCUGUACCUGGCCGACCUCUGGAUCGACCGCGAGCGCCAGCGGCCUCCAUCUUGGCUCCUGCAGAGUCGUCCUUUCGCCCAGUGGCUGGGCCUCACCAACUCCUCUCUCAACCCACUCUGCUACUGCUUCCUGGGCGACAUCUACCGCUCCGCACGGCUCCUGCGCUCGCGAUACCGGCAACAACGCCUGGCUCGGCUCUGCUGUGGCCCCGGCCAAGGGAAGGAGGAGGAGGGUUGUAGCGACGACGCUGUUGCCGUGGAUACGGUUUCGGUGAAGAGCCGGGACGACGCGGAUACCGUGGUAACGAGCCGUCCCAGAAUGCUCGGCGGAUUUGGGGGGCGGGGCGCGGGAGCGGAAGGGGCGGGGAUAGAGGAAUGCAAGAUGGCUGACGGAGAGAGCUCUGAUCACAGCAACUCUGAUUGGUUCAGCCAGAGUCUAUGUGAGAGCUCCCUAUUGGCCAGCCAGCCAGAAAUGCCCCUCACCCCAUCUUCACUGUCUGUCUCUGGGGACUGUGGACAGGAGGGGGAGAGGGGCGGGGCCCUGCCUUUAACGAGACGAACUGGGGCCCACAAAGAGGACACUUCUCCUUUAAGAACAGGAAAUGACCCGUUAACUUCCAGGAGGUACUCUGGAGAACACAUUGUCCCUUUAAGACCAGGCUCAGGGGAGAGAGGCACACUCCCUUUAAGAGAACAUUAUGCAGAAAAAAAUAUAUGACACUGUCCCUUUAAAACCAGACCGAGAUAGAGAUGACAUCAGAGAGCAGAUGCACCUGUAGUGGCUUGGGGAGGUUAUCUGAUUGGUCGAGGGGUAGACUGCAAUCUAUGCUGUGACUGGACAAUGGAUUAUCCACAGCACUAGGAACAGCAAACCCUCACACCAACUGUGUGGCCUCACUCCUCAGAGUUGAUUUGUGGAGGACAGGGCCAUUUAAUGUAACAGAUAAACACUAUGCAGACACACACAUACACUAUGCAGACACACACACACACACACUAUGCAGACACAAACACACACUAUGCAGACAUACACACACAAACAGACAGACACUAUGCACACACACACACACAAACAGACAGACACUAUGCACACACACACCUGUGGAGAUCAGAGGAAAUAAAAGUGCGGUUGGACUUGUGGUUGAAGUGUGUCUGAAGCAGACAAGAUCAGGAUCAGCAUGUUUACACACA